This is a messenger RNA of Archocentrus centrarchus (flier cichlid), 1818 nucleotides long. It is a transcript of the gene tecra, whose product is annotated as trans-2,3-enoyl-CoA reductase a. The transcript has 11 exons. Gene Ontology annotation, biological process: very long-chain fatty acid biosynthetic process. Gene Ontology annotation, molecular function: oxidoreductase activity, acting on the CH-CH group of donors. Lineage: Eukaryota; Metazoa; Chordata; Actinopteri; Cichliformes; Cichlidae. The record is from RefSeq and is a predicted model, not a curated record. Bases 251 to 1279 code for a protein of 342 amino acids.
GACCAGCUCUCCUUUGACUUCUCCUAACUGUCUUUCCUUCUUGCUCAGCACCAUUGUCUCAGGUAUUUAUGGUCACUGUUCCUCUGAAACUGGAAGGAUAUUCGGUGAAAGGCACAAAGGAGCUCUUGAAUCAGACUGACAGCUUCUUUGGGGAAGAGCUGUUACACAUACCAGUGGAGCACAACCAGCGUCACUGGACAUAUCACAGAUUAUUUCACUACGCUGUUGAGGUUUGGGAUCAACCAGUGUCAUGGAUGUACUUGCAUUAGAGGCAAAGAAGGCAGAUGGAGCAGAGCCUGAGAAGAAAGCUGCACCGAGGCCAAAAGCAAAACCCCCCAAAAAGGCCAAAAGGAUUGUUUACUUUGAGGUGGAGAUUGUGGAUUUAAAGACUAAGGAGAAACUACUGCUGCUGGACAAGGUGGAGCCAACUGCCACCGUUUUGGAUAUUAAAGCACUGUUUCACAAAUCCUAUCCAAAGUGGUAUCCAGCCCGACAGUCCCUGCGCUUAGAUCCAAAGGCAAAGUGUCUCAGGGAUGAGGACAUUCUUCAGACACUUCCUGUGGGAACCACAGCCAGCUUUUACUUCAGUGACCUGGGGCCCCAGCUCACAUGGGGAACCGUGUUCCUGGCAGAGUGUGCUGGUCCACUGAUCAUCUACUUAAUGUUCUACUUCCGCCUUCCCUUCAUCUACUCUCCAAAGUAUGACUUCACCAGCAGCAAGCACUGGGUCGUACAUUUGGCCUGCAUGUGUCACUCCUUCCACUACAUCAAGAGGAUUCUGGAGACGCUGUUCGUCCAUCGUAUCUCCCAUGGGACCAUGCCUCUCAGGAACAUAUUUAAGAACUGUGGCUAUUACUGGUCCACUGCAGCUUGGAUGGCAUACUACAUUAACCACCCUCUGUACACCACACCCUAUUAUGGGCAACAGCAGGUGAAUACAGGUCUUUACAUUUUCCUGUUCUGUCAGAUAGGGAAUUUUUCCAUCCAUGUUGCACUUCGUAACCUCAAAAUACCAGGCUCAAAAACCAAGAAGAUUCCUUACCCAACGAAAAAUCCCUUCACCUGGAUUUUUUGGCUGGUCUCUUGUCCGAACUACACAUAUGAGGUUGGUUCCUGGAUCGGCUUCACAGUGAUGACCCAGUGUGUGCCUGUGGCUUUCUUCACUCUCGUGGCCUUCAUCCAGAUGACAGUUUGGGCUAAAGGCAAACACCGCAGCUACUUAAAGGAGUUUAGGGAUUAUCCCACCUUGCGCUCCUCCAUACUGCCCUUCAUCCUAUAGAGCCUGGCACAGACAACAACAGCUGCUAAACCCAUCCAGCUCCUCACUGGUAGAGGCCCUUUUUAAGAGUCUGUCCAUCCAACUGGAUGUCAGGGAGUGUGUGCCGAGGUUAACAAAGAGUGACAUUUACAGUGCUGGAUUGGUGAUUGCAGGACUGUCACGGGAAAAGGGAGCUAGUCAAAUGCAAUAAAGUCUUAUUUUAAUGUUGUGUGUGAUCUCAAAGAGAAUAUAAACCUGUCCUUUUUAUUUAUUAUUAUUUAUGAGUUGCAGAAUACUCAAAAGUGACUGUUUGGUUUAUUAAAAAAAAAAAAACACACUUAAUAGUUUUUUUGGCAGCCCAAUCAGUGAAAUUUUACCAAGAGUAUUCUCAACUACUGUGCAGCCUGGAGCUGAAAACUCGGUGGUGUCAUGCAGCUUGUGCAUUAUUCCACUGAAGUGACUGAUCCUGGACUGACCUUUACACUAAGCCAGCUCUAUUAUCAAAUGUAUUCACUGUUAUGAAUUCUGUUUCCCCUGAAUGUGCCUUUCAUACUGCUCAA